CCAAUAUUUUUGUAAUUCUGUACCCACUUUAAUUUUACAAUUUUUCUUAUUACUUGUUGGUAUUUUUCCAACUUGUAAGCAAAUACGUUAAUUGCAUAUACACUAGAAUAUAUCUACCUAUAUAAUAAAAAUAGAUUGCGAUUUAUUUCUAUUUUUAAUUCAAAACAAACAAUAAAUAAGGCUUAUGGCUAGGAGGCCAAAUAGAUUUGAUGAAGAAUUAUUUCUGGAAGUGGAUACAAAUUACUUGGGUUACGAGUUAAACAAUGAGGGCGGAGACCCGUUAUUAGUAUAUGGAGUUCUACGAGCUCUAGUCGAAGAAGAUUUUGAAAAAGUAAAGUCUUUGGUUAGACGAGGAAAGUCCGUAAAUAUUAAUGAUGGUAGCGGAAAUACUCCUUUACAUCUUGCAGUAAUAAAAGACAACUUGGAAAUACUGGAAAUCACAACCAAGAAUAGAAAAAGACAAUCGCAAUUUUAAUGGCGAAACUCCAUUAUUCUUAGCCAUAAAAUGCCAUAGGAUAAAAAUUGCCGAAACUUUAAUCGACCAAGGAGCCAACGUUAAUAUACCUAAUUAUGAAGAAGUAACACCUCUACAUCUUUCAGUAACCUAUCCUCGACUUGCCCAUUUGCUCAUAAAAGUUGGAGCCCACUUGGAUGCUACUGAUUAUAGUGGAGAUACACCUCUACAUGAUGCAGUUGCAGAAGAAACCAUAGAAACAGUUUGUAUGCUUUUGUAUUAUAAUGCUGACGCUAAUUUAAAGGGAGUUAACAGUCUAACUCCAUUUAUGAAGGCAAUCAUUGCAAAAAAUGUAGAAAUACAAGCAGUUCUGGUGGACUAUGUGGAUGAUUUUAAUAUUGAAACUUAUGAUCACGUAUCUACUUUAGCAUUGGCAAUCAGUAAUAGGUCACCAUUUGUGGAAGAAAUAAUUCUUGGAGGAGCUGAUGUUAAUUAUGCUUACGGUUAUGAUCUCAUUGAUACAUUUUCUUUAUGUCUUCAGUAUCCAAAUCCCAAAACUUUCAAACUAGUAUGGGAUAGAUUGAAAUACGACGGAGAUGAUAUGUCCCUUGGAAGCAUAUUAUGGAGAAUCAGCGGUACCUUGAGGAAAGAAAUUUUUAAACAGUACAUAGAUAUAAUAAUAGAUAGUGAUAAUUUAAAUCCAGUAGUUGAUUCUGUUAGUAUAGCUGAGGAUUAUUAUAUGGUAAUAGUAAGAUUCUGCGACUUCUUUCAUCAAUUGUCAAUUGACCAAUUAACAAAAUUAACUUGUCGAUUACUUUGCUACGGUUAUGUAGCUACAAGUUUUGAUAUGAGUAAAAUUUUUCUACAUUACGGAUAUUGCGAAUUAUUUAAAAUUAUGCUUCAUAUGGAUAUUAAAUUUAUAGGAAGGAGACCACCGGAUACUUCAAGACUUAUUUAUGAUUUAAACUAUAAAAUCAGUAAUUUAUUGGAUCAACUCGUUGGAGUUGUUAACGUAGAAUAUUUGCAUAAUACAAUUUAUCAAAUAUUGGAUUACUGUAUUUAUCCAAAAUUACUAAGAAGUUACAUUGAAUUGGAUAGGGACGAUUAUGUAACUUUUAAAAUACUGCAUCUUCCAAAGGUUCCGUCAUUAUUGGAAUUAGCUAGAAAUAAAUGCAGAGAACAUAUAAUUGAAAAAUUUAACGUAAGAUCUUCAAGACAGUUUUAUACUGUUAUACGGCACAUGGAUCUUAAUAGAGUCUAUAAAAGAAUAUUAUCCUUCGAACAAAAAUUGUAUUUUCCUUCUUAUGUAUAUUCUAAAAAAUAUAAUAAAUGUACAUGA
This is a messenger RNA of Psylliodes chrysocephalus, 1793 nucleotides long. NCBI's taxonomy places the organism in Eukaryota, Metazoa, Arthropoda, Insecta, Coleoptera, Chrysomelidae. The record is from the annotation of a GenBank genome assembly.